Molecule: messenger RNA, 4526 nt
Organism: Cucurbita moschata (crookneck pumpkin)
Lineage: Eukaryota; Viridiplantae; Streptophyta; Magnoliopsida; Cucurbitales; Cucurbitaceae
Exons: 8
Coding region: 409-4209 (1266 amino acids)
Source: RefSeq, a predicted model, not a curated record
UUUCGCCUCUCUUCGUUGCUCUCUCUCUUUAUCUCUCUAGCGGGCAAUGUAAACGUAGCAGCAGCCAAUCUCAUUGUCAUCAACCAGAAACCCCUACAUCGGUUUUCUCUCUUUUUCAAUUUCUUUUUCAUGCCCCAUCGAUUCCGUUUAUGUUAUGCUAUUCAAAUCUAGUCCAAUCGAAUCCAAUUCGAUAUAAUCCAUCUUUUCGUAGUCUUGAUCAGAUUUGCUUCGGGACGGAGUUAUUUCAAUCCGCCCACGAUCUGUUAUAUUGUUCUAAUUACCUAUUGCGAUUGUAAUUCCUAGCUACUAUUCGUUUUGGCUCGCUUUUUGGCUCUCGAUCAGAUUGGGUUCAUUUCAGGUUGUGAGGCAAUGGAAGAAUUGAGAAAUGUAACUAUAAGGGCUUGAAAGAUGCCUGGGUUAACACAAAAGAAUUACCAUUUAAAUUGUGGGUCAUCGGCUAUAUACUCGCUCUCGGCCAAUGGAUUUUGGUCCCAGCAUCGCGACGAUGUUAGCUACAAUCAGCUCCAGAAGUUUUGGAUUGAGCUGCUGCCCCAAGCCAGGCAAAAACUCCUGAGAAUUGACAAGCAAACCCUCUUUGAGCAAGCUCGUAAGAAUAUGUAUUGCUCUAGAUGUAAUGGUUUGCUGCUUGAGGGAUUUUUGCAGAUUGUCUUAUAUGGGAAGUCUUUACAACAAGGAAAAACACGUGUGAAUCAUGCAUGCAACAGAUUAGGGGUUUCAAAAAAUCAAGCAGGUGAUGGAGCGUUGACGGUUAAUGGGUUUGAAGAUGAAAUUCAAGAUCCAUCCGUCCAUCCUUGGGGUGGUUUGACUACAACACGUGAUGGGUUGCUGACACUUUUGGAUUGCUAUUUGUGUUCAAAGUCUUUCCUGGAUCUCCAAAAUGUCUUUGAUAGUGCACGUGCUAGGGAGCGAGAACGAGAAUUGCUUUAUCCAGAUGCCUGUGGUGGGGGAGGUCGUGGUUGGAUUAGUCAAGGAACAGCAAGUUAUGGCAGGGGACAUGGAACAAGGGAAACAUGUGCCUUGCACACUGCUCGGCUUUCUUGUGAUACAUUGAUUGAUUUUUGGUCAGCAUUAGGAGAAGAGACUCGACUAUCUCUUCUAAGGAUGAAAGAAGAAGAUUUUAUUGAGAGGCUAAUGUACAGGUUUGACAGCAAGAGGUUUUGUAGAGAUUGCAGAAGAAAUGUGAUCCGUGAGUUCAAGGAACUAAAGGAGCUGAAGCGCAUAAGAAGAGAGCCUUGCUGCACUAGUUGGUUUUGUGUUGCAGAUAUGGCAUUUAAUUACGAGGUAUCAGAUGACACAAUCCAGGCCGAUUGGCAUCAAACUUUUGCUGACUCUGUGGAGACAUAUCAUUAUUUUGAAUGGGCUGUUGGAACAGGAGAAGGAAAAUCUGAUAUUCUGGAGUUUGAAAAUGUUGGCAUGAAUGGAAGUGUCAAAAUGAAUGGCCUAGAUCUUGGUGGUUUGAAUUCAUGCUUUAUAACCCUCAGAGCUUGGAAAUUGGAUGGACGCUGCACUGAGCUCUCGGUGAAAGCUCAUGCGUUGAAAGGUCAACAAUGUGUUCAUCGCAGGCUUACAGUUGGUGAUGGAUUUGUUACAAUCACAAGAGGGGAAAGUAUUAGGAGGUUUUUUGAGCAUGCUGAAGAGGCCGAGGAGGAGGAGGAGGAUGAUUCUAUGGAUAAAGAUGCAAAUGGUUUGGAUGGAGAUUGUUCUCGUCCUCAAAAGCAUGCAAAGAGUCCUGAACUUGCUCGGGAGUUUCUUUUGGAUGCUGCAACUGUCAUUUUUAAAGAACAGGUUGAAAAAGCCUUCAGAGAAGGAACAGCACGCCAAAAUGCACAUAGCAUCUUUGUGUGUCUUGCACUAAAAUUACUGGAAGAACGAGUUCACAUAGCAUGCAAAGAAAUCAUUACUCUGGAAAAGCAGAUGAAACUUCUUGAAGAAGAAGAGAAGGAAAAGCGUGAAGAAAAAGAACGCAAAGAGCGGAAAAGGACAAAAGAAAGAGAGAAGAAACUCCGGAGAAAAGAAAGAUUAAAAGGAAAGGAAAAGGAUAAAGAUAAGAUAAGUUCUGAAUCAGCUGAAGCGUGUGCUCAUUCUGAUGUCUUGGAGGACUUGUCCCCAUGUGAUUUGGAGCCAAAUUCUGAUGCAGUCGGUGAAGUAUGUGAUGCCAGCGUGCCCGAGUCUUCCGAUACUUUCAAUGAGCUGUUUUUAAAUGAAUCCAUCAUUUCAGAAGGGCAAAAUUCAUAUGAUGAUAGCUUUGAUGGGAAACUUGGCGAUGGAAAUGAGUCUUUCAUAGGUGAUCAAUCUAAAGUUUCUCGCUGGAGAUUAAAAUUUCCAAAGGAAGUUCAAGAUCAUUCUUUCAAGUGGUCUGAGAGGCGCCGAUCUAUGGUUUCAGAAAAUGGGGCGCUGGUUAACAGAUCUGAGCAAAGAUAUUAUGCGGAUAGUUCGGAAAAUCCUUCCAGGAGUAUGAAUGCAUCAAACAGGAAAUUAAGAACAAAUUCAUUAAAGGCCUAUGGUCGACAUGUCUCUAAGUUUAAUGAAAAGAUGCACUCUUCCAACAACUGGGUAUCGUACGAUUACCGUUCCUGUGUCUGUAACCAAAAUAAUGAAUUUAACAAAAAGGCAGAGCCGUUUGUUUCUUCGGUUAGAUUUAACCGAGAUGUCAAAUCUGCGAGCAAGUCAGAAUCUUUAUUUGAUAUGUCCAAGCAAAGUUAUCGUUCUAACAAGUUCAGCUAUGGAGAUUAUUCUCGUGAUAGCGGAAGACUGAAAAACAAAGCUGCUUUGUUAAACAAUUCUCCUGGUAAAGAUUUUGUUUAUUCAAAGAAAGUUUGGGAGCCCAUGGAAUCACAGAAGAAAUAUCCUAGAAGUAACUCUGACUCAAAUGUUGCAUUGAAGUCUUCAACUUUCAAGUUUGGUGUGGAACCUGAUUAUGACCUUGUGAAGUCCAGGCAUGAAUGCUGCAGUGGUGAAGUUAGCGUAGCUUCUGGCACCGUUGAUCAAGAGGAGAGUAAUUCAACUGAAUCUACUUCUGUUAUUGAAUCAGAUGAUGUCUUCCAAAAUGGACUUCCUAUUGAAUUGAAGGAUCAUAAAAACGUUGAAGAAGACGCAUGUGAGGAGGUAACACCGUGUUCUGUAAAUUCGACAGUAGACAUGAAAAUGACAUCCUGUGGAACCAGUAACCAAGCAGGAACUAGCUCUCUAAAUUCUGACAACUGCUCAUCAUGCCCGAGCGAAGGAGACAGUAAUACUAUCUGCUCGAACCAUGGAAAUUUAGAAUCGUCGUCCACAUCAGACUCAGAAUAUGCUAGCCAUCAAUCAGAAGGAAAGGAAUCUUCAGCAUCCAUUCAGUAUGGCUUUUCUGAGCAUCAUGAGAUAAGGAUGGAUAAAGCAAUUGGCGGUGAUGCGAUGGGAAGCACGAACUGUUCCGGUCUUUCGCAAGAUAACGAGGGAUGUAAAGUUCAAGGAAAGGCACCGAAAAAUGUUCCUCAGAACUUCGAAGCAGGGUUCUCUGCUGUUAAUCUGGAUUCCCCAUGUCAUGUGACACUUCCUUCGGUUCAAAACCAAAAUGUUCACUUUCCAGUGUUUCAGGUUCCUCCAUCAAUGGGCUAUUACCACCAAAACUCAGUUUCAUGGCCAGCAGCUGUCCAUGCGAAUGGAAUAAUGCCUUUCUCCUAUUCAAAUCACUGUGUAUAUGCCAAUCCUCUUGGGUAUGGUUUAAAUGGUAACCCACGCUUCUGCAUGCGAUAUGGCCAUUUGCAUCAUCUUGCUAAUCCCGUCUUCAACCCGAGUCCCGUUCCUAUUUAUCAGCCAGCUGCCAAAGCUAGCAAUGGUAUCUUUGUUGAAGACAGAACUCAGGUCUCUAAAUCAGGUGCAAUAACAGAAAGUUCUGCAGCUAAUCCAGACGUCGUCGUUACCAGUGGACUCCCGUACGCACUCAGUUCACCACCAAGCGGAGAUUGUAAGCAAAACGAUACUUCUUCCAAACUGCAAAAGGAUAGCUCAAGCUUUUCAUUAUUUCAUUUUGGAGGGCCUGUUGCACUUUCAACGGGAGGAGGUAAAUUAAAUCUCAUGCCCUCCAAGGAAGACAAUAAUGAGGUGGAAGUUGUUGGAAAUGGUCAUGGUUUCAAUAAGAAGGAAACUGCCAUUGAAGAAUACAACUUGUUUGCAGCAAGCAAUGGCAUGAGGUUCUCAUUCUUCUGAAUCUCGGAACAAGAAGAAGAUACGAGGUGGCUGUUUUCGAUUUACUCGUCCCUAUCUUCAUAUUAAUUCUUUUUAAUGGAAUUUUACAGUACUUGCUACAUAAUAAGUUUUCUUGAAAUCUCAAUUUUACUUAUAAGUUUUUCAGUAGUUGAUGAUUGCUCUCAAAUUUAGUCUACUCAUUAUUUCUCCUGCUGUAGAAGUGAACACAAAAACAAAAGAAAAACAAAAAACAAAAAACAAAAGAAGGAUGAAAGAGUGCGUGCGUGGUAUCGUGUUUGCUGCAGGUUCCCAAAACGAGUCGAGUUUUUCUAUCGACA